Messenger RNA from Tupaia belangeri chinensis (Chinese tree shrew), 1166 nucleotides. RefSeq names its product family with sequence similarity 133 member B (gene FAM133B). NCBI's taxonomy places the organism in Eukaryota, Metazoa, Chordata, Mammalia, Scandentia, Tupaiidae. The record is from RefSeq and is a predicted model, not a curated record. The transcript is spliced from 10 exons. Bases 100 to 783 code for a protein of 227 amino acids.
GGGGUGGGGAGGCGGCUGGAGGACCUGCGGCAGGCCCGCUUCGGCCGCUGCUCCGGCCUGGUUUCUUUUGGCGUCUGACUGUGCGUUUGGUCGCGCACCAUGGGGAAGCGGGACAAUCGAGUGGCAUAUAUGAACCCAAUAGCAAUGGCCAGAUCAAGGGGUCCAAUCCAGUCUUCAGGACCAACGAUCCAGGAUUAUCUGAAUCGACCAAGGCCUACCUGGGAAGAAGUGAAAGAACAACUAGAAAAGAAAAAGAAAGGCUCCAAGGCUUUGGCUGAAUUUGAAGAAAAAAUGAAUGAGAAUUGGAAGAAAGAACUAGAAAAACACAGAGAGAAAUUGUUAAGUGGAUGUGAGAGCUCAUCCAAAAAAAGACAGAAAAAGAAAAAAGAAAAGAAGAAAUCUGGUAGGUAUUCAUCCUCUUCUUCAUCGAGCUCUGAUUCUUCCAGCAGUUCUUCAGAUUCUGAAGAUGAGGACAAGAAACAAGGAAAAAGGAGAAAGAAAAAGAAGAACCGUUCACAUAAAUCUUCUGAAAGCUCCAUAUCAGAAACUGAAUCAGACAGUAAGGAUAGUUUAAAAAAGAGAAAGAAAUCAAAGGAUGCAACUGAGAAAGAUAAGGACGUUAAAGGACUGAGCAAAAAAAGAAAGAUGUAUCCUGAAGAUAAACCUUUGUCCUCUGAGUCCAUGUCAGAAUCAGAUUAUAUUGAGGAGGUACGAGCAAAAAAGAAGAAAAGCAGUGAAGAACGAGAAAAAGCAACAGCAAGUAUCUCUUACAUUUCUAAAUGACAACAGUAUAGCUGUUUGGGUUUAAUACAAAAUAAGUCAUGGUAAAGCAUGAAUGGAUUUUACCAGGAUCAAAUACAUGGGUGCAAAUUGAGAAAACUGUAAUGUUUAGUAGCUUUGCUUAUAGGGUAGGAGAAAGUCAGAUUGGUUCAGCAAAAAGGAAAUAUACCCUAAUAGCAAAUAUCUCUUAGUUCUAUUUUAGUAGUUUUACUAUUAGAAAUAUAAGUUCAAACAUUUCUUUGACUUUGUUAAGCUAUAAUAUGAAAUAAGAGAUUAAAGUGUGGUGAUUUUAUUAUCUUCCAUAGUAGUUACUUCCAGAUCAGCUAUGUUACCGAGAGUAACAUAAAAAAACCUCUGUAAGCACUAGCUGCAAUGAAAAAAUAAGC